This is a messenger RNA of Rhododendron vialii, 2585 nucleotides long. RefSeq names its product transcription termination factor MTERF15, mitochondrial-like. The record is from RefSeq and is a predicted model, not a curated record. Gene Ontology annotation, molecular function: double-stranded DNA binding. The transcript has 2 exons. Gene Ontology annotation, cellular component: chloroplast. Lineage: Eukaryota; Viridiplantae; Streptophyta; Magnoliopsida; Ericales; Ericaceae. Bases 186 to 1337 code for a protein of 383 amino acids. Gene Ontology annotation, biological process: regulation of DNA-templated transcription; chloroplast organization.
GUUAAUCGUAAUACAAAGUGAGCGGGAGGGUUUGAUGAGUUUUAGGGCUUUAUGAAGUGCCAUUGACAACGUGAGAGCGAGGGUUCACAAGAGAUGCGGGUUUUAGGCGUGAAAAGGUUUUCAAAUCUGUGAAGAUUUCCUCUACAAACCAAGUAAGCCCCUCAUCCUUCGACUAAAUUCCAUAAAUGUCUAAUUUAAUCCGCAAAACUGUGCGCCAAAUAAGGCCAGCUAUCAGAAAUUCACUAACCCACCAUUUCUACUUCAGUCACAUCCGCCCCUUUUCAUCAUCUCUCGCAUCCAUUGAUCAAACACCAAAUCAACACUCAUUCACAGUCAAUUACCUCAUAAACUCAUGUGGGUUUCCUCUUGAAAAGGCUAUAACAGCAUCAAAGUACACCAAUUUCGAAACCCCAGAAAAACCCGACUCUGUUAUAGAAUUCUUGUGUAACCAUGGCUUCACCAAAACCCAAGCCUUAAAUCUCAUCAGAAAGCUCCCACAAGUCCUUGUGUCCAAACCAGAUAAAACCCUUUUACCCAAACUCGAAUUUUUCACGUCUAAAGGCUUUUCAAGCACAGAUGUAGUCAAAAUACUGUCCCUAUCACCGAGUCUUCUUCUAAGAAGCUUAGACAACCAAAUUAUCCCAACUUUUGAGUUCAUUAAGAAUUUGAUUGGAUCGGAGGAGAGGACGUUAUCUGCUAUUAAACACUCUGCUGGGCCGCUUUUGGUUGAUCUCGACUCUCGUAUGACACCCAAUGUUGACACUCUGCGGGAGGUCGAUGUGCCAGAUGCAAAAAUCGCAUUCUUGUUGACAUCCCAACCUAGAACAUUCACAACGAACUGUGAGAGAUUUAGACAGAAUGUGGAGGAGGUAAAGGGAAUGGGUUUUAACCCUCUGAGAGUGACCUUUGUUGUAGCACUUUAUGCAUUGAACUCAAUGAGUAAACCCGCAUGGAAGAAGAAGAUUCAGGUUUAUAGGAAGUGGGGUUUCUCCGAAGAUGAGAUUCUUGUGGCUUUUGGGAAGUAUCCGUGGUUCAUGAUGGUGUCGGAGGACAAGAUCACGAGGAUAAUGGACUUUUUGGUCAAUAAAAUGGGUUUUGAUUCUUCGUUUGUUUUAAAAAUGCCACUAGUCCUAUCAUUGAGCUUCGAGAAGAGGAUUGUACCGAGGUUUUUGGUUUAUCAAGCAUUGCAAGCAAAAGGUCUGGUAAAGAAACGAAAUAUUAUCAAGAUGCUGAAGUCUACUGAAAUGGGGUUCUUACAGGAGGUUGUGAAUUUGGCUAAGGAAGAAGCUCCUGAGCUUUUGAAAUUGUACGAGGAAAAGUUAGCACUUGCAAGAUAACUAGGGUGUGGGCAUGACAUGAGAUUGGAUUGGUUAAUACAUAAACUGGACGUGCUAUUGUCCUGUUAUUUGCUUCCCUCGAUUUAACUUGUGCUUGUUGAAUUCUCCCCAUCUUAAUUCUAUCGAAUGGAACUUGAAGUUCCACAUUGCCACUCUUAAGUUCUUUGUCAUCUUGUAAUGGUUAAGGCCUGAAGCAGCGUCCGAUCACCCGCCCAUUUGGGUAACUUGGCCCUGGAAUUUUUUCACUACUUGCGUUGUUAGAGGAUAUAGAUUUCGUAUUUGGUGAUAGUGUUGCCAAACAUGCAACAAUUUAAAUGUUCAAUUUGGUGUCAUCCAAUAGAGUGGAUUUGUUCUCUUCCAUUGAGAGCAUACUCAAUGACAUUGUCCUUUCAUAAGAACUCAAGAGAUCGCUGUGAAUUCAAGUUUCACUCCAUUUUCUGUCAGCUUCAUAGUAUAUGUUGCAGAAUAGGAUGAAUUAUGUGGUACAACUUGGGUUUGAUAAUAUUGUUCAAACUACUUUUAAUGCGUGCUAAUGUGUUUGAAGCUCGAGGAUUGCAAGCAAUCUAAAUAAUCAGUUUGUGAGGUGAGACUUCCCGACUGGGAAGCCUACGACGAUUUCCCGUACAUAGUAUCCUAUUGCCCACACUGCAAUGCCCUGAAUCGGUCAAAACAUCUUAGUGUUUCUGGUUCCAACUCCCCUAGUAUGAGCCCCGAAAUGGCAAAGAGCAGUACACCACCGGACAGCAGUGGUGUUACAGCGAGUGAAAUGAUUCCUGCAAGUAGCAGCCUAGUGACAGCUGCUGUCGAAAAUACAGAAGGAAGCGGAAGACACGUGUCUGAGGAUUCGGAUCCAAUUAGUCCUAGUUGAAGGCAGACUUCAGGUGGAAUUAUAACGGCGAAGGGUUUGGUUAUGCGUGCUUUUGAGCAUCAUACUUCUUCGUAGGUCAGAGACUCAGAGCGCUUUGAGUGCAGCGACUGCUUGCAUUUGCUUCUUGUUUCUUUGUGUAAUUUUAGUUCUUUUAAAGGUUUAACAAAAUCAUACUGCGUGUUCCAUCCCUAGCCUGUUUGGGUUUAUGCCGGUUAAGUUUCUGCGAUUCGGCAAAGUACCCCAGUUUGCUCAAUACAUGUGUGUUGUGGUGCUGACAGUGUAUACAAGAAAGCCGUUAUUUGCAUUUGAAAUCUUUCGGAGAGUUUACAUAAACAGUUAGUUCCAUUUGAGAUCAAUAUCAAAACAUUUCACAGGAUUUA